UUUUUGAUGCUUUUCUUCCCCUCGUUCUUUAACCUCCUUUCUUCUUCUCCUUUCCUUUCUUUCGUCUCCGAAUAGCAAGUUUGUUGGGUUUUCGAAAGGAGUAGAUUCCAAAUUGCCGCUCCAAGUCAAGACAGACAUACAGCAUCUGCACAUCAAUACCCCCACAGGGACGCAAUAGGGAGAAAACGAAGCAGAAGCAGCAGCGUAUUCAGUGUUUUAUAGUAUUGCAGUAGUAGUAGUACGUAGGGAGAGACAGACUAGUAGUGUGUAGUGUGUAGUGUGGCGUAUGAGUGAUGAUGGGGACUGCGAUUUCAGUGGAACGACAAGAAGAAGAACAAGAGCAAGUAGUAGUUGGCGGAGGAGGUCUCUCAGCUACAGUGGCAGUCAUGGGAUGUGCCGCCAUGGCUGUGUUUUAUGUUGCAAUCCUUUAUGCUCCCACCUUAAUUCUACGCUUGCCCCCGCCCGCUUCCUACAAAUCCUUCAUGAUUAGACGCUUCAUCUGCGCCGCCAUCUCCUCCCUGGUCUCCAUCUUCGCCUCCGCUCUCAUCCUCCCUCUAAGAUGGCAUGUACCUGAUGUUUCCAGUGCUUUUGGCAUAAGAUUUGAUCAUCUCUGGCAAGCUUUGAUCCUUCCUCUCUCUCUGACUUCCCUAAUGUAUGCUGGGUCAUUCGUCCAGAAAUGUUUGCAUCUCCUUGAUUCAUGGGAGCAACAUCGAAACUAUGGCAGAAAUGUAACAAUUGAGUGGAUAAGUAAGGUGCAGGACAAGUGUAUUGAUUUGAUGCUUACGAUGCCUUCCAACAUCUCAGUUUGGCGCAACUAUAUUGUGGCUCCAAUUACAGAGGAGUUGGUAUUUAGAGCUUGUAUGGUACCCCUCCUUCUUUGUGGAGGUUUUAGCACUUACACAGUUGUAUUUCUUGGCCCCAUCUUUUUUAGUUUAGCUCAUUUAAAUCAUAUAUUGGAAUACUAUUUCCAGAAAAACAGGAGCUUGGUCAAAGCAUCCAUGGCUGCAGGUUUCCAGCUUGGCUACACUGUUAUUUUUGGGUCGUAUGCGUCAUUUUUGUUUGUUCGAACAGGGCAUCUUAUUGCUCCCCUAGUUGCUCACAUCUUUUGCAAUUAUAUGGGUUUGCCCACAACUUUUUCACGAAGGGCAGGUAUGUGGUCUCAAGCUAGAUAUCUUUGUCUGAAUAGCUCCAAAAUAUUGAGAAAAAUGUUGAUUUAUUGCUUUAAGCAUUUUGAUUCAUAUGUUGUUUGAACUUUCCCUUCUCGC
Messenger RNA from Coffea arabica (coffee), 1265 nucleotides. Lineage: Eukaryota; Viridiplantae; Streptophyta; Magnoliopsida; Gentianales; Rubiaceae. The record is from RefSeq and is a predicted model, not a curated record.